This is a messenger RNA of Guyanagaster necrorhizus, 525 nucleotides long. RefSeq lists its product as uncharacterized. NCBI's taxonomy places the organism in Eukaryota, Fungi, Basidiomycota, Agaricomycetes, Agaricales, Physalacriaceae. The record is from RefSeq and is a predicted model, not a curated record. The annotation marks the transcript as partial. The transcript has 2 exons.
GCUACACUACAUGCCUUAAAGGAUUUUAUUGUAGUUGACACACCAUUCAAUGUCAAUUGCUUGGAGAAUAUUCUUUAUUUUCAUCUAAAUGAACUCUUUGUCUCCUCAGUCAUUCAUGGUCUUUGCAAUGGAUUCUGGCCUCUUGACCUUGGUGAAUGGGAAGACUCUCUCUAUAACCAGACCAAGAAUUAUGCUACUGAUCCUCAAGAUAUCAAUAAAAUACAAGCAUUUCAUGAUUAUGAGAUUGUGGCCAGAUAUGAGUUUACACUCUUGCAAGGUAUGAAAGUAUCAUCUAUGUUCAUGGUCUGGCAGAAUAGAAAAUCCCAUAUUGUAAUGGAUCAUACUUUCUCUGGUUUAAAUGCAGGAAUCUCUGCUAGUGAGGCAAAGGUCAAAUAUAACAAUAUGCAUCCAUUCAGUGAGACUUUUUACAAUGCCAAAUUACAACAUCCCAAUGCUGAUUUCACUCUGUAUAAAAGUGAUGUUGCUAAAGCCUUUUUGAAUUUACCAGUACAUCCUCUAUGGUAA